This is a messenger RNA of Trichomonas vaginalis G3, 3864 nucleotides long. Its product is annotated as protein serine/threonine kinase protein. The transcript has a single exon. Gene Ontology annotation, cellular component: TORC1 complex; TORC2 complex; nucleus. The record is from RefSeq and is a predicted model, not a curated record. Gene Ontology annotation, molecular function: protein serine/threonine kinase activity. Gene Ontology annotation, biological process: TOR signaling; negative regulation of macroautophagy. NCBI's taxonomy places the organism in Eukaryota, Parabasalia, Trichomonadida, Trichomonadidae. Bases 1 to 3864 code for a protein of 1287 amino acids.
AUGGAAAUGGUUCAUAUUAGCAAUAAAAACCUCGGAAAUUCGAUAGAAAAAUACGUCCAAAUGGUUACGACUCUUUCUAGAGGCCCAUCGAUUGAGAAUUUGAUGCGUGCAGCAAUAGGUGUCACUGCAUUGCAUCAAUUUGGCAAUAAUGAUUUCACAAGGCUCACUGGAAUUUUCGAUCGACUUAUUCCUCAGAAUGAUUUAGAAUACGUUCGAUUUACAAGUUGGUGUGCCGGUAAGCUUGUUCACCAUCCAAGUUUUGAGCAGUCUAGAUAUGUUGCUCACUUAUUAGAAAGAUUACUUGGAUGGGUCCGUGCCUAUGGCCGAAGAUCCCGCCAUCUUGCAGCAGUCUGUCUCUUGGAAUAUCUAUCUCUCAACGCAGGCAGCGAGGUUGUCGUAUUUUUUGAACAGUGGCAAUCUGCUGUUUGGACUUUGGUAUCGCAUCCAUCAAUGCAGCUUAUACGCGCAACUGCAUCUGCUGUUAAUAUGCUUACUCGUGCAAUUUUACGUUAUAGAAGAAGUGAUUUAGACGCUUAUCUUUCAUUUUUCACUCAACUUAUUUAUAGAUUACUUUCAUUCGGUAGCCCAUUCAAAGUAUACGCUGCACUUAAGAUUCUCGAGCAGCUUAUUUCAUCUUGUCCUGACUUCUUCAGCUCAAAAUUCGGAGAAUUAUACGAUAUGAUAUCAGAUGCCACUUCUGAUGGUCCACUCCUUGUACAGGCCGAGUCAUACGUUUCAAUUUCACAUUUAACUUACGUAGAUUCAAAACAAUUUUCAGAUCUUUACGCAGACUCACUUCUCGAGAAAACUGAUGAGAUCCUCUUAGAGUUCCCACGCUGUAUCGGUGCAUCCCUGUCCAGGAUGAUCAACAACAUCCCAGAAUACAUGGAAACUAAAAUUGCCGACAUCAAACAAUACGCAAUCAAUCUUGUCAACGAUCCAGAUUGGAGUUUCGAUCUUCUUACGGCCGCCACAAAUAAAUUUGGCGAAAAAUUUUUGCCGAUUGAUGAAGAUUUAAUCAUGAAACUGAUGAAAACGCCAAUGACAAACUAUUUCAACAACUUCUUCAUAGCGUAUACAAGAGCUAUAGGCGAGAAAAUCAAUCCUACGAUCACAGAAGCACUUGCAACAAAAAUCAUCGAUGAAUUUUCUACAAGUGAAACAAUUCUUGCGCUAGAUCUGAUUGCCGGUCUACCAGGAUUCGCCCUCAAACAGAAUGGAACUCUUAAUACUCUAAUUACAGAAAAAUCUAUGUUCGAAGCUGACGAAAUACGCAAAGCAAUACCCGCAGCACUUUAUUCACUCGCAAAAUCUACGAAUCAACCGGAACAUAUCCGCGAAACUACAGAAAAGCUGUUCCAAUUAGCUUUAUUUGAUCCUUCCACGGAUGUCAGGCUUUCCAUCCUUCGUGCUCUUAAGCGUGAUGCUAUUAAGGAGCUUGCCGAUCCAGAAGCGGUCAAAUUCCUUCAACUUUUCGCUAAUGAUGAUUCAACAUCCGUCAGAAACUUAGUUUUCCAGACAAUUGCAGCUCUCGGAGACAUAAAUCCCAUGUAUGUCUCAAACAUCACUCGCCAUGCCCUUUUGGAGCAUUUUUAUUCGAUCAAAAAUGUACCGGGAAUUAGAUUACGUUCUCGAGUGAUCAAAACCCUUCCAGACCUCAUCACAGCCACCGGCGCGACCAUGAAGAUCUACGCUAAGCCAUUUAUGGAGAUUGCCAUGGACAUAUUAUUGCAUCCACCGGAAAAAUCGACAUUAGAGAACUUUUUAGAGCAAGAAGCAGUCACAAACAUCGAAAUUGGCCUGUUUGACUCCAUUGCAUUGAUUGCUCCCAUUGCUCCAACCAUAAUUGCAGAAGAUUCCUAUCAUUUGAUUCCAUUUUUAUGCAACAAACUCCAUACAAGUGAAGACAGAGCACUUUUACUGUCAGAUCUCCAUCUUUUAUUUGUUCUUUCAUCACCUCCUGCUGCUGUUGUCCAAUACAGAAUCAUGGCUCCACUUAUUUUAUCCGCGUGUUCUAAAUUACUUGCGAACACACAGUCAAGAAAGGUGAGAAUGGCCAUUCUGAGAGUUAUUGGCUCAUUAGGAGUAUUAGAUGUUCAUCAGAGAUCUCCUCCAAUGGGAUCGCAAGCACCAACUAAUUUAGAUGACAGAUUGACAAGGUCAUUCUUCACUCCGUCGAGAGAUUUAGAUAAUCCCAUUGAUGACACAUUAUUACUCAAACCAGAAACAUGCGAACAAUGCUACGUAAAUGUUGUUGCAACAGCUCUGUUGAAGAUAUUAAAUAACGAUGAAUUAUCAGAACUAUAUGGAGAUACAGUAACAAGUUUAUGCGAUGUGUUGAAGAAUCCAAGGAUGUUCAUGCUGACUUAUUUCGAUCAGUUCUUCAACAGGUUCUUGGUCAUUUUAGAUACAGCAAGUGAAUCUGACAUGCAGUUGUAUUUACCUAUUUUAUCAAAACUCAUUGUUGAAUCAUCGCAUAAUUCAACACCAUUCACUGAAAGAGUUUUGAAUUUCGUUGUAUCUCAUUACAAUGAUAAAUUAGGUGUUCUUUAUUUGGAUGUUAUCAUUGCAUUAGUUACUACUUUACGAGAUGGUUUUGUUCCUUACGCAACAACAGCUAUUUCUUUGUUAGUUUCUUGUUUGGAAGCAAUGAAAUCUCAAAACGAAGAAGUUUGCGACAGAGUUUUCAAAGCUUUCUCACAAACAGGAAUUUACGCUGUUGAUUUGCUGUAUUUGAUUGUUCCUCAGAUCUGCGAUGUAAUUGUUUCUGAACAAGCCUUGGUGGGAGUGAGAAAACUCGCUAUUCAAUCACUCAAAAGAAUUGCACAAGAUGCGGAAUUAAUUCUUUAUUUAGGACCAAUUGUAAGAGCAAUUAAUUACGCAUUAGGUUGCAAAUGCGCUGAUAUCAAAGAUGAUGUGUUCGAUCUGAUAUUCACAUUGCUCAAAACACAGGGAAGACCAUUCGUAAAGAACGCAAUGCCACUCAUAAAUUACAUAAGAAGAACUGGAAGCGCAAAUUCUGAAUUUGAAGCAGCAAUUGAAUCUGCUCAACAAAUUGAGAACUUUACACCGACGAUAACUGCCACUCCACCGAUAAUUCGGAGAAAGAAAGCCACUGAACAUCCAUUUAGCGAAGACACAUUGAUAGCAAGAGCCAUUACUCCAACUCUUGGAUAUGGAAGGCAUUUGGAACAAUGGUUGCAUUCGUUUAUGAUUGUUUGUAUCAAUUCAAGUCCGAAUGAAGAUAUAAGGUGUUGCACGACAUUGGCGACUAAUUACCAACCAUUGGCAAUGAUGUUGUUUAAGAUUGCCUUCUUUAGCUGUUGGAAGAAACUUUCACAACAAGGAAAGAGUGUUAUUACUAAUACUUUUCAUUCUUUGUUGAUUGCAACAGAAAAUUACGAAGUUGUUACAAACGAAAUCAUGGACUUGAUUUUCUUCAUGUCAAAAUUUGAAGACAUGAAGAUUCCUCUCAAGCAUUUAGUCUCUUCCGCAUUGAGAUAUGGAUCAAACGCAUUUGCUCUCUGUAUACAACAAGAUGCAAUACAAAGAGGUGUCAUCAAGAAGAAGAUGGCGAAAAUGCUCAUUGAUACAUUCAUCAAUUUGGGAGAAUGGAAUAAUGCAAUUGCUGUUUGGAAACAAUACAGUUCUAUGAUACCUAAUGCAAACAAAGAAGACUUUUUAAGUAAAUUACACAUGUGGGAUGUCGCUUUACCUAUCUACGAACAAAAGUACAAACAAUCGAAGAAUCCAAACUCAUUUAACGGAUACAUCAAAUCACUUUCUAAUUUAGGACAAUGGCCAACAGUUGUUGAGAACGUGAAGAACUUCGAAGACUUGAAUUUGACUGCAAAAGAGAUGUAA